Messenger RNA from Nomascus leucogenys (northern white-cheeked gibbon), 1471 nucleotides. It is a transcript of the gene TMEM276, whose product is annotated as cysteine and histidine-rich protein 1-like. The transcript has 2 exons. Lineage: Eukaryota; Metazoa; Chordata; Mammalia; Primates; Hylobatidae. The coding region runs from base 588 to 1166 and encodes 192 amino acids. The record is from RefSeq and is a predicted model, not a curated record.
UCGCUGGUGGAGGUUCCCGACCGUGCUCGCUCCCGCAACUGAAGGCACGGCAGAAGAGGCAGAGCCCACGGCGGUGGGCGGUGCGUUGGGCAGGCUCGGGCCUCCCGCUCGCCGCUGCGUUGGGACCGCGCAGCCUGGUAACUGCGCACGGCUGGCCUCCCGGAGUCCAGCGCCGUCGCUCCUCCUGGACCCGGGUUCCCAGGACAGCGCCUCCCGGAGCGCAGGGAGCAGGCCGAGGCCGCCGCGUGGGCCUGCAGCGCCCCGCCGUUCUCUCUUCCCCAGGCCCGCACUCCCACUUGGGCUCCAGGGCCUCAGGGCUCACGUCCCCCCAGCCUAGACCCUGAGUCGUUUUCCCCCGGUUCCCGGCUGAAUUAGGUUCUUCUUCUCCACAGGUGUUUGCAGUGGCCUCAGGGAUCCGGAAAGCCUAGGACUGAACCUCUCCUAACAUCCAGUAAUGGGGACCUGGAACCUGGGCGUACUAGAGUGCCGCGCUUAGGGCUCCAGGUCGCUGGCUUCUGCGCUUUCUGCCUCUCCAAAAUUGAAUAUCUCCUAUCUGUGUCCUCGUACUUACUACCGCCUAAGGUGCCAUGGCCCCCAAGCCGGGGGCCGAGUGGAGCACAGCCCUGUCCCAUCUGGUGCUGGGAGUGGUGUCUCUGCACGCAGCCGUGAGCACAGCCGAGGCAAGUCGAGGGGCUGCUGCUGGCUUCCUGCUCCAGGUCUUGGCUGCCACCACCAUGCUGGCCCCAGGGCUGAGCACACAUGAAGACUGUCUUGCUGGAGCCUGGGUGGCCACCGUCAUCGGCCUUCCCCUUCUGGCGUUCGAUUUCCACUGGGUGAAUGGGGACCGCUCCUCUGCCAACCUGCUCCUGGGAGGAGGCAUGGUGCUGGCAGUGGCUGGCGGCCACCUCGGCCCUGAGGGCCGCUCUGUGGCUGGUCAGGCAAUGCUGUUGGUGGUCGCAGUGACCAUCCUCAUUGUAGCUGUCUUCACGGCCAACACUUACGGGAUGUGGGGAGGGGCGAUGCUGGGUAUGGCAGGCCUCCUGAGCCGGCUGGAGGAGGACAGGCUGCUGCUGCUACCGAAGGAGGAUGUCUGUCGCUGGGCCCUGGCUGCAGGCAGCUGGGCUUACUGCCGGGCCCUGCAUACACAGCGCCUGCAGUGGGAGUGACAGUUGGAUACAGCAAGGCAGGGUUUCUGCCCUGCCGAACACUUUCCCUCCCACCUGCCUGCUCCUGGCGCCUUCUCCCCUAGGGGUAGACUCUCCUGCCCACUGAAGUGGGCAUGAUGCACAUGGACUGGUCAGGGGCAGUCUGGGUGCUGUCCUUUGGCCACGUGUGGGGACUCGUCUAGACCAGAAUGAAAGGGACAGGGUCCCAGACACGUUUGGGGGGCCUGAUUCUGGGCUGGACAUGGUUGUGGAUCCAGAGAAGAGGCCUAGUCUCCAAUAAAUCUUAGGAAUUUUGCAGGAAUAUG